CCACAAUUCCACACGUGUCACUUCCGGUUGAUAGAAUGGUUGGUAAAUCGUUGUUAAAUUUAGCUGUUUUUCUCUUUUUCUCUGCUUCUUUGGCAUGGGGUGAUAAAUGUUUAUCACCAAAAGUCCAGUCAAAAGUAUACAGCACGUCAGAGAGUAUUUUGUCUUCACAAACCGUCUUUGUAGUUGAGUUUGGGCUAACUUGCAAGAAUAACGUUGAAAACCUCAACUUAUAUGCCGAUCUAAAUGGUUUUUCCGUACCGGCAACAAGAGUAGAAGGCUCAAGAGGCAAAUAUCAAGUAAGCUUUAGCGACGAACAUAAGAAGCUCCCCUCUGGACAGUACAGCGUACGAAUUUUCGAUGAUGAUGGAUUCGGCGAACUAAGAAAGGCUCAACGAUUAAAUGAAGAUACUUCAGGAAUUGCAAGUUUGUUCGAAGUGAAAAUUUCCCACUCUGGAGCAUCCAGAUCUUUUAUCGUACAAACUGAAUUUGUUGUUGCCUUAUUAGGUAUUGUUGUUUGGUAUUUGGCUUUUAAUGCUAAGUCGAAGCUUCAAGCUUAA
Messenger RNA from Dimorphilus gyrociliatus, 557 nucleotides. NCBI's taxonomy places the organism in Eukaryota, Metazoa, Annelida, Polychaeta, Dinophilidae. The record is from the annotation of a GenBank genome assembly.